AUGGCGGUGACGAACUUCUUCGCCAACAAAAUCGCCACCGAGCUCCUCAAGAUGCUCAUAACCAUCUCAAGGAAAUCAAUGUUCUGCAAGAACAAUGCCGAAGAACUCAUCACUUCUAUAGAAGAACUCCAACCGAUCAUUCACGAAAUCAAAUACAUCGGCACAGAACUUCUGGCGGCUCGCCAGCGUCAAAUUGAUACCCUCUCCGAAACUCUCCGUAAUGGCCUUGAGCUCGCUGGAAAAGUCCUCAAUUCCGACUGUCGGAACAUGUACAAGAACUUACAGUUAGAGAGAAAGAUGGAGAAGCUUGAAAAAAAUGUUUCAAGCCCCAAUAAUCCUCCAUGGAUUAAAAGACAACUCCAAUUGCAGGAUUCUACAUGGGGAGAAGAAUGGCGACGAAAACAUGUGAGUUCCCGUUCAACUGGUGUCCCCAUUGUCCUAUGA
Messenger RNA from Ilex paraguariensis (yerba mate), 444 nucleotides. The record is from the annotation of a GenBank genome assembly. NCBI's taxonomy places the organism in Eukaryota, Viridiplantae, Streptophyta, Magnoliopsida, Aquifoliales, Aquifoliaceae.